Cornus florida is the source of this 5210-nucleotide messenger RNA. Its product is annotated as protein STICHEL-like 4. Gene Ontology annotation, cellular component: DNA polymerase III complex; DNA replication factor C complex; nucleus. NCBI's taxonomy places the organism in Eukaryota, Viridiplantae, Streptophyta, Magnoliopsida, Cornales, Cornaceae. The record is from RefSeq and is a predicted model, not a curated record. Gene Ontology annotation, molecular function: DNA clamp loader activity; DNA-directed DNA polymerase activity; ATP binding. Bases 969 to 4607 code for a protein of 1212 amino acids. The transcript has 6 exons. Gene Ontology annotation, biological process: DNA-templated DNA replication; DNA repair.
AAUAUAUGAACAGUUUGUCAGACCCAUACCACCUCUGUCUCUCUCUCUCUCUCUAACAAUCCCAAGUCUCUCUGUUCUCUCUAAAAAUUAAAGAACUCUCCCCCCCGUCUCUCUCUUACAAGUUACAAAGCUCCUCCUUUCUCUCACUUGGCGACUGUCAAAAUCUCGCUUACUAUUCCCUCCCUAUGUACAACUCAUUUCACUUUCUCUCUCUACAACACCCAUUCUCUGUCUCUUUCCCUGUCUGGGGUAUCUCCUAUCGUUUUCACGAAAGAAACCCUCCUGAAGUUCAUGUGAAAAAUUGCAGACACAGAGAGAGACAGAGAUUUCAUGACGCAACCGGAUCACUUGCCUCUGAUUCAGGUGAUUCCAGUCUUCUCUAACCUCUUUGUUUUUUUCUUUUGGAGUCUCACGAUUGAACUCCACCGUUGAUUCUCUUUUCCACGUUCUCAAAUCAAUGAUCUAGGGUUAGUUCAGAGAUUGAAAAAGAUUGCAUUUUUGCUCUUAUUUGCAUGUAGACUUGUAGAGUGUUCUGUUUGUUCUCCCAUCCAUUGCUUCUUGUGAAGUGGAUUUUGAUUAUGGGCCUUUAAACCUUGAAUUUUUAUGUUUAAUUUCAUGGGUUUUGGAUUGCUGCUGGUGGGUUUUUGUAUCCUAAUGAUUUGUGUUGAAGGGAUGGUACUAGGGGAUUUUUCAGGGAUCAUCUUCUGACUUGAUGUUGUUGUUGUUGCAUGUGAAUUUGAAUGCUUUGUUUAUGGGUUUGUAAUGGGGGGAUUUUUGAUUGCUUGGAAUGGGACAAUAAUGUUGGAUUUUAGACACAUUAGUGGGAUAUCAUUGAUGGAUUUUAUUGCAAUCAUAAUGCAUAUUUGAGAAGAUUUGGGAUCAUUAUUGAUCAAGAAAAUGCAAUAUCUUCUGAUAUCUUGCCUUAAUGUUCCAAAAUUUCCUCUUCUCGGCACAUUCAUGUCCUGACCAUGACCAGGGUUGUUCGAGACCGGAUACUCAAAGAUGCAAAUGGUAACAUUAGUGAUCAUCUACAAAAUCAUAUCCACUUGACAAAUUGUAUUCACCUAAAGAACCAUAUGCAUAAACAUACUCCCAUAUUGGCCGAUAGGUCAAUUAUGAAGGACCUUGUUCUCCUUCAAAGGUCACGUUCUCUCAGAGAUCCUUCUACAAGUCCACCCUCAUGGCAUUCUCCUUCUCUUGAUUUGAUUUCUAAAAGAGGCGAAAAUGAUGUCAUGGUGAGUAGUGGGAGAAGGUCACUGGGUAUUGAGCAUCAGAGAAAUGGUAGGGGGUUUUCUGGAAGCUCACUGCUCUUAUAUAGUCUACCUAGAGAAGCGGUUACUCCCGGUGAUGUGAGUAAGCAUAAUGAUGGCAUAGCUGCUGUUAGUGACCAUUGUAGCAAGAGUAGAGUUCUGGAAUGUAGAAGAAUUAAGCGAGAAGAGUCGAGUGGAGGGAAUUUGGGAACUGAUCUUAUUGCUGACAAUGAUGAGCCUCUAAAAGAUGGUAAUGUUUUGGUCUCUGAACCAAAGGAUAAGAAAAUGAAACAAAGGGGGAUGCAUAGAGAAGAUGUUUACCUCAAGACACUCUCCAAGCAAUUGCACGAGGUUCAAAUGGAUAGUGAUGCUGUAGCAUCAUCUCACACCCAUCUUCAUGGACAGCAUACCCAAAAUGAGAAAACUGGUGAGGAAGCAGAAGGGAGCGUCCGCGAAAACUGCAGUGGACUAAAAAGAAUAAAAAGGCGCAAGUUUCGACGUGAGAGUAGAACUCAAGCUGCUAUGGCUUCCAGAGAUGCUGGGACUCGGAAUGAAAUUCCUGUUGUCUCUGAGUCAUUAGCUCAAGGUUCAACUUGCCCAAAGUAUCAGAUGGAGGAGGGAGAAGAAGAGUAUGCUGAUCAGAAUGUCACAAGGGCUCCUAGAAAUGGGUGUGGUGUCCCUUGGAAUUGGUCCAGAAUUCAUCAUAGGGGGAAAAGCUUUCUUGACAUUGCUGGGAGGAGUUUGUCUUGUGGUUUGUCUGAUCCAGACUUAAAGAAAGGUGCUCCGCUUCCUCGAGGGAGAGGUGUUUCUGAUAUGCCUGCCCUGUCUGACCGCUCAAGCUCGUUUACUAAAUCUGAUGUAGAAGCAUUGCCUUUACUAGUGGAGGGGUUUGGAUCCCAGGGGAGCACUGACAACGCCUGUUGGGUGCAUGAGUAUUCUGGGGAGUUGGGCAUUUUUGCUGAUAAUCUAUUAAAGCAUGAAAUGGAUUCUGACCUUGCUUCAGAUGCUAGAUCUGGUGAUGGACAAAAGUUUAGAGGACAUCGCAGUGGUAGGCAUCGAAACCUGACUCAGAAAUACAUGCCAAGGACCUUUCGAGAUCUGGUGGGGCAGAACUUGGUAGCACAAGCUCUUUCAAAUUCUGUUAUGAAGAGGAAGGUUGGGUUGCUUUAUGUGUUUUAUGGUCCUCAUGGCACUGGUAAAACCUCCUGCGCUCGCAUAUUUGCCAGAGCUUUGAAUUGCCAAUGUCCUGAGCAUCCUAAACCUUGUGGGUAUUGCAAUUCUUGCACUGCGCAUGACAUGGGUAAGAGUCGAAAUAUAAAGGAAAUUGCUCCUGUCAGUAAUUUUGACUUCCAUAGCAUUAUGAAUCUACUUGACAAUAUGAUUGUUUCCCAGCUUCAGUCAUACAGAGUGUUUAUUUUCAAUGAUUGUGAUACUAUGUCUCCUGAUUGCUGGAGUGCUAUAUCCAAGGUCAUUGAUCGAGCACCCAGGCAUGUGGUUUUUCUCCUUGUCAGUUCGAGUCUCAAUAUUCUGCCUCAUAUAAUCAUAUCCAGGUGCCAGAAGUUCUUUUUCCCAAAGUUGAAGGAUGCAGAUAUUAUCUAUACUUUGCAGUGGAUUGCCACCAAAGAAAAUAUAGACAUUGACCAGGAUGCUCUAAAACUUGUUGCAUCCAGAUCAGAUGGAUCUUUGAGGGAUGCUGAGAUGACUCUUGAACAGUUGAGCUUGCUAGGGCAGAGAAUCUCUGUUCCUCUGGUUCAGGAACUGGUUGGACUUAUCUCUGAUGAUAAGUUGAUAGAUCUACUUGAUUUAGCAUUAUCUGCUGACACAGUUAAUACUGUGAAGAAUUUGAGAGAGAUAUUGGAACCUGGUAUUGAGCCAUUAGCUUUGAUGUCACAACUUGCUACUAUGAUAACUGAUAUUCUUGCUGGUACCUAUGAUUUUACAAAAGAAGGGCCUAGAAAGAAGUUCUUUCGACAACAAACAUUACCUAAAGAAGAUAUGGAAAAACUGCGUCAAGCUUUGAAAACAUUAUCUGAAGCUGAAAAACAACUAAGAAUGUCAAAUGACAGAUUAACAUGGCUAACGGCUGCAAUGCUGCAACUUGCUCCUGAUCAACAGUAUAUGUUGCCUAGUUCUUCUGCCGACAGUAGUUUCAAUCAUAGUCCAUCUGUCUUAAUUAGUGCUGGUGGAAGAGAGAGACCUAGGAAAAGUAAUGUUGAGCGAGAUGCGAUGCCUAGUACUGACAGAGGAUUCUCAACAGAUGUUAGAAUAGAAAACCUUCAAGCUGGAAAUUUUAGUGAUGUUAAUCAUAAUGGUAAGAUAGAAAUAAUUAGUACAGAUAGAAAAAGAAAUGCCAGGGCUGGAACACUUCCUGAACAGACAUUUAGAGUCUCUACUGAUCUGAAUAGAAUGAGUGGCAGGCCUUUAUCAGGUAAAGUUCAUAAGGAAAUUGAAGACAUUUGGCUGGAGGUGCUUGAAAAGAUUGAAAUAAAUGGCAUAAAAGAGUUUAUGUAUCAAGAAGGAAAGCUAAUCUCUGUCAGUAUUGGUGCAGCUUCAACUGUUCAGUUGAUGUUCAAUUCGUAUGUGACAGAAUCCAAGGCAGAGAAGUAUAAGGCGCAUAUUUUACAAGCAUUUGAGUCCGUUCUUGGGUCCCCUGUAACAAUUGAAAUCAUUUGUGGGCCAAGGAAAGACGGUAUGGCUGGAACUAAUGCACCACUCAUUCUACCAGCUUCUCAGAAUUGUUCAUUUAAGAUGUAUACAAACCCAGGGUUCAUGAACACUAACAGAAUGCACAUGGCAGGAUUUGAUGAUCUAAGCAAAAGGGUUCCAAUGGAUACAGAUUGUUUAACUCAUGCUCAACUGUUGCAGUCUGACUCCCUUGGGGUGGGAACAAGUGAAAUUGUUGAAAUUAUAGCUUCUCCCAGAGAACCAAAAGGUAAUGGGCAUAUUAAUAACUGUACACAUUCUGAUAGAGGAGAUUUGGGAAGUAAUUCGGUAGGGGAAGCAGCAACUUUACUUAAAUCUUCUGUGGCCUCUCUACCAGAAAGGAAAUCAAGGGAUCAAAGUCAGAGCCAGAGCCUAGUUAGAAGCAAUAAGCCCCUUGGACAAGCCAUUCAGCUUGGAGAAGGAUGUAGACAGCCGAAUGUAUGGCCAAAACACAAAGCAGAAUCUAUUGCUGAAAAGCUCGAAAAAGAAAAUCUGAGACUGGAACCUAGAUCGAGAAGCCUGCUUUGCUGGAAAACGUCUAGAGUAUCUCACCCUAAGUUUUCACACUUGAAAAUUAGGACAAGGAAAGGAAAAACUUUGCUGAAAUUUGUCUCCUGUGGAAAGUAUCUCUCUGCCAAGUCUCCAAGGAAAUAGAAGAAAUCAUAGUAGAUGGCUCUGAAGGCUUCUGUGCAGAUCUGAUUGGACUAUUAAUAUUUACUAUUGAUUUUUACAGAAUCAAUUUAUCAGCCAAAUGCUUUUCAUUAAUAAAAAUAUGUUAGAAUAGAAGCAAUGAAACCUUCAUUUACGAACUUCCAUUCAUUUUCUUGGUAAAUUAUUUAUGUUUAAAGGCUUUUCAUCCUUCAAAUCCUUCUACUGUAAACUAUGCUGUGUUCUGUGCUUUUCUCUUUGAUUAGAACAAAGCAUACGAUUAUGACAAGUGCAUCCAUUUGUGCCUAUGAACAGUUGGCGAGACUUAUACUUGCCUACCUGGAAAGUUUCUCACUGAUAAAUCUCUUAUAUGAUACUUGAAAAUAACCUUUGAUUGCUUUAAAAGUUCAUGCAGGGCCUCAUUUGGAUUAUAGGUAUAUAUUGUUGCUCCUUUGUUCACAAAGUCAUAUCAAUCAUUUUUUUUUUUUUUCAUUUUUUUUUUUACUUUUGUUGAUAUACUUUACUGAAAAAUACGUGAUAGAAGACUGAUGAAAUUUUACAUGCUUCAGCAAUUGAGCAUGUUCUCGGUCGAUUUAAGCCUUUUCACGU